AUGGGACGAGCCAUUACCUUCAUAUUCUCAGGUAUCACAGCCUAUACAAUCGAUAUGGGUACUCUGACGGACUUUUUCAAACACGUUCAGCACUUAAUUGAAAAUAAAUUACUCAGAUUAGAAGAUGUAGGCAACACAGGCUUCAUAGACUAUUGUUUCUUCAUUAGUAACACUAAGCAGUUCACGGAGCUCCUCAUGAAACCUACUUUUCUCUCAAUUUUGAGUUCAAUAAUUCGAUUAUACGAUUUUGGAAUACAUUGGAAGAUCUUCAAAAUCGUUUUAUCGAAGGAACAUGACUUUCCUCAGUACGAUUUCACAGAUAUCUGCUUGAAACUGUUCCAAGGCGAAGACGUAAAAGUUUUAAUGAAUCCUUUGUUGAAAUACAUCGGACAGAACCCUUCUGAUGCUCUUAUUUCCAUAUUAAUGUCAUCAUUCAUGCAAAAUGAGGACUCUGUUUCUAUUUUUGUCAAAGAAAAUGGCAUGGAAUGGAUAUCUCAGCUAAUGGAGAAGAAAUUCUUCAAUCCUUCAUCACUUACUAUCUUUAUAUCAUCAAUGUUACACAUGUCAUUCGUUCCUGAGAUAAGUUUAUGGAUAAAUUCUCAACCUUUGGACAGUAUGAUAUUUUCUCUCUCGGAAGAGAUGGUUUUUCACUUGGUUUAUGGUCCAAAUGUUAUCUACCAAUUAUAUAUACAGAUUCCAAGCCUCCUUCCUUUAUUAAAUGUUAACAAUUUGGAAUUAAAUCCGUAUUCUCAGUAUAUAUCCUCGAAAUACGGGUUUUCGGAGUUCAUCCGCCAUAAGAGUCCUAUAGAUGGUAACCACAUCAUCAAAGAUUUAGCCAAUCGUUACAUUAUUCCUUAUCAAUUCUGUUUUCUUCUGAAAAACUCAAAGAAACUUGUUGAAUUCGCCGAUAAAUCCUACGACCACUUCAGCAUGUUCCAGUUAAACAAGAAUACUGCUGAUCCUUAUUUUGUCAUUCCAGAAAAUUGCAAAGCGAUAAGCUUCUGGAUAAAAACGGAGCACAUAAAUGAAAAGAGCAUAAAGAUCAUGUCAUGUUCUGCUCUAUCUCUUUCCGUUAAUUCCAAUGAGGCGACAUUUAAUUUUCUUGGUCAGGACUAUUCAGUGCCUUUUAGCGAGAACGAGUGGACUUUUAUUGUUAUAGCAAUUACGGUCGUUAAUAAUAGGAAGGUCAUGUAUCUUACAUGUGGUUCUAAAACUUAUGAUAUCAAAUACUCCCAAAAUAUCGAUCAAAUAUCCGAAAUCGUUAUGGGAUCAAAACAGAGCUUAUCAACAAUAUGGUAUUUGGGCUCUUCCAUUAGACUUUUCUCUGCAUUUCACCCUUCAAUUCUUUCAUUGAAGCAUAACGGGCCAAGUCUAAUGAGAAUCUCUAAAAUACCAUCAGAGUCAUUAGUAAUCACGCCGUUUUCCAAGAUCAAACAGAUUGGAAAAGGCGCAGUUCUCGUCCCUUACAAUGGUUUUCCUUCUUUCAUCAAGAGGAAACGCCAUUUCAUAGAGAUGAUUGCAGAAAUAUUGGUAUCAAAAGACAAAGAUCGUAUUAACGAUAUUUACGAAACAUUAUUAAAUUGUUUCGAAAUAUUCCAAGGAAAAGUAAUGGAUUUUUGGAUCCACAUUGUCAGAGUCAUCAAAGAAAGGCAUGAAUUCAUUUCUAUUGAGAAUAUUUCUUCAACAAUUUCCAUAUUUAUCCAAUAUGCAACUCAAGGAAUGAUAGAAUCCAAUGUUCAGCCUCUUAUCUAUGAUAUCAACAUGUGGACAUUAUACCACGACGAACUCUACAACCAGAUAAUGCAGAAAAUGAACAAAAGCAAUGUUUCGUCAAAAAUUUUCCAGUCAAAUUUUGUCAAAACGAUAAUUUCCCUUUUUUCUCUUGAGAAAAAUGAAGAGAAGCAAGAGCAUUACUUAGAUAUCUUCUUUGCAAGGUUAGAACUCGAACCUUCCCUUGAUUUAUUUAAUCAUUUAUAUUAUUUGAUCGUUUCUUAUAACAGUAAUCCUCUUGUCAUCUCAAUUAUCUCUCACUUCAAGAAUAUGAUGAAGAAAAUCAACUGCGAUUUAGUUUCAGAGGUAUUUAAUUUCGAUUCUUGCUCAUCUUUGUUGGCAGUGCUAGAUUCAUCGAUGCAAAUCGAAAUAAUGGAGAUAAUGACAUAUCUGGCAUCCUCAAGUCCAAAUUAUUACCAAAACAAUGAUGUAUUUUUAUAUUAUAUUUUAUCUUUGUCAAGUCAGAGGUUUACAUGGAUAACAGCAUUGUGCUUAAUAUAUGGAGAGAAAUACCAAGAGAAUUUGACCGUUUCGAACUUUACCUCCAAAAAUGUGAAAUAUCCAGAAGCAAUUAAGUUAAUUGUUUCCUUAACAUUGAUGUCCAUAUUCUUCCAUCAAUUAUCUCCAUGUUUCCCACCGGAAUCCAUCAAACCGGAGUUUAAAUCUCUGAAUGAAAUCACGACAGAAGUCGAAAAGUUCCUGAUAAAGCUUUUGGAGAGACAGCCUGAUUUAUUUAAGACAGAUGAUUUAUACCAGACUCUUUUGUUCUUUAUUCCUACAUUAUUUUCCCCAGAAAUUGCAAAUUUCUUUUCAAUGGCAGAACCUUAUGAGAUUGAAUCAUUACCAUUAUUCCAAAAUAAGCAUUACAAGACAUUAUCACGCAUCUGGGAUAUCUCAGAACAUUAUAUGGACUCACUCAUUGUUUCAAACGAGAACACAUUCUACCAAUCUAGUGUUGCUCCACUCAUGUCUAUGUAUGCUAAUGUUGGGAGCAUUUUAUUUGAAAAUUUUUCAUAUGACAACAAAGGUUUCUUACCAAGUUACCAUUUUAACACUAAUUAUAUUAAUAUCUCCGAAUUUAUUGGUAGUUACAUCCUAAUAUUCCAAAACCAACCAGAUAAAUUCAAGGAAAUCAUUGAUUGUCUUAUUGUUGAUUCGGAGUAUAAAAUGUAUUCGCUCACUAUUGACAUUGUUUCAUAUAUUAUGACUCAUAUCCAUAAAUAUGACAUCAAUAUGUCUACGCUCCGUUAUUUAGUUCUUUUCAAUUUAUCAAUUAUUUCAAAAGUUUUAUACAACUUCUCUCGCUUUCCACUUUAUAUCGGAUUCAUGCAUCUUAUUUAUAACAUUUCAGGCCUCACAAUCAGUGAUCCACGAAUUUAUUCCGAUAUUCGAUUUUGUUUUGCUAUUAUUUUGAACUUCAUUACUUCAUCAGAACUUUCCGAACUAUCUAAAGAAAUCAAUCAAAUUCCAAACUUCUUUUCCAAGGUCGAACCAUUUUUAUCAGAUCUUAACUUAGUUCUUUUCACAACACUUAAAUUCAUCUCUGCCUUACAGGACAAGAGUUGUGAUUCUGACAAAUUCAUUACUGAUUUCUUCAAAAUCAUUGCAAUUCCUCAAUCCAUGUCCAACAACCAAAACAGCAGUAAUUUGAUCGAUGCAUUGACCAUCCAGAAGUUCAUGGUCGGUAUCAAACUUUUAACGACAGGCGGCACAGGUUCAUUCAACCGUUGGUGUGUUGAUAACAGCGAAGUAUUUUAA
Molecule: messenger RNA, 3528 nt
Organism: Trichomonas vaginalis G3
Lineage: Eukaryota; Parabasalia; Trichomonadida; Trichomonadidae
Product: platelet formation protein family
Exons: 1
Coding region: 1-3528 (1175 amino acids)
Source: RefSeq, a predicted model, not a curated record